UAUUCAACAGGAAAUUCAAAUGAAAUUGUUCAUACUUGUUAAAAAAUCAGAUCAAGUGAAAUCAAAUUUUAAAGCUAAGCAAGUUCAGUUUUUUCAAAAGUUAAAAUUCUUAGUAGGAAGUUUAGAUCUUGGUGAACUUUUAAUUUUGCCAUGA
Funneliformis caledonium is the source of this 154-nucleotide messenger RNA. The record is from the annotation of a GenBank genome assembly. Lineage: Eukaryota; Fungi; Glomeromycota; Glomeromycetes; Glomerales; Glomeraceae.